CGCGGCGGGACACGUGCGUCCGCGACGCCCCGGACCUCCAGGCGUCCCCGCGCUGGCCGAGGGCGGGGCAGCCGCGCGGCACUCCCCUCCUCUCUUCUCCUCCCCGCCCGGCCUCCGGUUGGCCGCCGCACUCGGCCCAGGGCUCGCUGUGAGCUGCCGGCCGAGCCAUGGGCUGCGACGGUCGGGUGUCAGGGCUGCUCCGCCGCAACCUACAGCCCACGCUCACCUACUGGAGCGUCUUCUUCAGCUUCGGCCUGUGCAUCGCCUUCCUGGGGCCCACGCUGCUGGACCUGCGCUGCCAGACGCACAGCUCUCUGCCCCAGAUCUCCUGGGUCUUCUUCUCGCAGCAGCUCUGCCUCCUGCUGGGUAGCGCCCUCGGGGGUGUCUUCAAGAGGACCCUGGCCCAAUCAUUAUGGGCUCUCUUCACCUCUACCCUGGUCAUCUCCCUGGUGUUUGCUGUCAUCCCCCUCUGCCAUGAUGUGACGGUAUUGGCCUCGGUCAUAGCGCUGGCGGGCCUAGCCAUGGGCUGCAUCGACACCGUGGCCAACAUGCAGUUGGUGAGGAUAUACCAGAAGGACUCGGCCUUCUUCCUUCAGGUCCUUCAUUUCUUCGUGGGCCUUGGUGCUCUGCUGAGCCCCCUGAUCGCUGAUCCCUUCCUGUCAGAGGCCAACUGCUUUCCUGCUAAUAACACAGCCAAUGCCACCUCCAGAAGCCAUGUAUCCCGGGUCCUAAGCCAACAUCAUGCAGCAGCCCAGCCUUGGAUGAACCAGACGAUCCCCAGGCCGCCCCCAAAGGAUGUGACCGAGAACCACGUAUCCUAUGCUUUCUGGAUCAUGGCUCUCAUCAAUCUCCCAGUGCCUCUGGCUGUUCUAUUCCUGCUGUCGAAGGAGCGGCUGCUGACCUGCUCCCAGAGGAAGCCCCUGCUCCUGUCUGCAGACGAGCUUGCACUGGAGACCCGGCCUGCUGAAAAGGAAGACACUUCCUCACUUGCUCACAAGUUUCAGCCACACCCAGGGCAGGAGGACCUGUUCAGCUGCUGCCAGAGGAAGAACUUCCGGGGAGCCCCGUGCUCUUUCUUCGCCAUCCACAUCACAGCCGCUCUGGUCCUGUUCAUGACAGACGGGAUGAUGGGCGCUUAUUCAGCCUUUGUGUACAGCUAUGCUGUGGAGAAGCCGCUCUCUAUUGGACACAAGUCAGCUGGUUACCUCCCUAGCCUCUUCUGGGGUUUCAUCACUCUGGGCCGAUUCAUCUCCAUCCCAGUCUCCUCAAGAAUGAGGCCAGCCACCAUGGUGUUCAUCAAUGUGGUGGGAGUGGUGGUGACAUUCCUCCUGAUGCUUAUCCUCUCCUACAAUGUCAACUUCCUGUUUGUGGGGACAGCAAGCCUGGGGCUGUUUCUGAGUAGCACCUUCCCCAGUAUGCUUGCCUACACCGAGGACAUCCUCCAGUAUAAAGGUUGUGCGACCACGGUGCUGGUGACUGGGGCAGGAAUUGGUGAGAUGGUCCUGCAGAUGCUGGUUGGCUUGAUCUUUCAGGCCCAGGGCACUUACAGUUUCCUCGUCUGUGGCGUGAUCUUUGGCUGCCUGGCUUUUAUCUUCUACAUCUUGCUCCUGUUUUUCCACAGGAUACAUCCUGAACUCUCAUCAGGUGAAAACAUGACUCUGAUAGUGACAGGUUCCAAAGAGCACGGGACACACCAUCACCCAUGAGCAUCCCCGCCCCAAGAUGGAAAUGGCACCUUCGGGCAGAACAUACGACACUUCCUCAAGACAAAGGCAGUGACUGGGUAUCAUGGAAGACUGUGAUGUACUUCUUGUUUUGUUUACAGUACCAUGUGCAUAGGGUGGUGGGGUGGUACACACAGGUGCUGUGGCUACAGUGUGAGGUGAGAGCUCUGUGAAGGCAGCCUCUCCUCCAGCCUCUAUGUGGUUGCCGGCCAUCAAGCAGACUGCCAGACAAAUGCUUCAUCCACUGUGCUGUCUCAAAUAUUGUCAUAGCAAAAUAUUGUCAUAGCAAAAACAAACAAAAAUGUCUUUGUCCUCUAAGAGGCUAUCUGCAAUUGGUAGCCACUGGCAAAGGGAAAAUCAGUUUCUCCAUGAACUGUCCCUGUGAACAUAAACUAUACUCCAGGGCUCCAUAUCUAGGAGUGGCUGGCCAACACAGACAGACUCCAUGUUGUUUGUCGUUGUUACUGCUAUGCUUUCAUUUCAUUAUUCUAUCUUACUUUAUUUUUAGUUUGUUUUGAUUUUCGCUUCUUCAUUUUGUGUUGUUUUAAGGAGACAGAUAGAGACGCACACAUAUAUUAGAGAGGGGGAACUUGAAGUUGGAUGGGCAGAAAGUGAGGCAGAUCUGGGAGGAUUUGGGGGAAGAGAAAGAAUAUGAUCAAACUAUAUUGUAUUGAACUUUUUAAAUAAAUUUUUUCAAAAAAUAUGUAUUUGUGCUAACAGUGUAAAUACUAACUUUUUCCAGUCUACCUCAAAGGAGUGGAGAUGCUUUCCUUCAUGAUGCCCUGGCAUAGACCCUUAGGUUUAACCUCAGUGGUUUAAAAAAUUUCACAAAAGACAAACCCACAGGGGUGUUGGUCAGUUACAAAGUGAACUGUGAACCCUCAACAGUAAAUCCAGAGAAGCACAAGUGCUCACAGGGCCCUCCUCCUAGACAACAGCUGCCCCUGCUCCCUGAGAGCACCUGCAAAGGAGCCAGCUCCGGGCUACAGUUCUAAGUACAUCAUUAGGAAUGGCUCAAAGUUUCAGAGUAUUCUAAGACUCUGUUUCUUCUAGGGAGAAUUACUUCCCACAUAGGAAAAAGUAAAAAUAUAAUAUGGAACUUUCCUAACAGCUUGGUGGGGAGACAAUACAGAGUUCAUUUCCUAAGCUCUGGCUUAGCAGGAAAAGGCUGAUGAGGGUCAAUUAUGAGGUAACUGAUAACAACAGUCUCAGAACUUCCCUCUUUUAAAAAAAAAAAAAAAAAGUAGGAGCUGGAGAGAUGGCUCAGCAGUUAGGAGCACUAUCAGCUCUUCCAGAGAUCCUGAGUUUAAGUCCCAGAAACCACAUAGUGACUCGCAACCAUCUGUAAUGGGAUCUGAUGCUCUCUUCUGGCAUGCAGGUAUACAAGCAGACAGAGCACUAAUACUUAAAAAUAAAUCUUUUUUUUAAAAAGAAUUAAAAGAGGGAACCUACAAAUAAUUAAAUGGAAAUCUACUACUUUGCAAGCUAAUUAAAGAUGAUUUUUUAAAGAGUUUGAAUGAAGACACCUUGCAUCCUGGGUGGACGAUGCCGUUCCUAGAAGUCAUGAACAAUUAAACAAAUUCUAGUGCCAAGCAGGGGACAUGUCCUUAAGAACUGUUACUCAAGAGUUCUCAGAGGCCCUCACACAAUGCAGGCUAUUGCUACUGCUCCUGGUUGCCCACCAGUUGCUCAGAACUAUUCCUAAAGAUACCACGUACUUUGGUUCCAGGUCAGAGAAACCAAGCUGGAACUGACCUGGGAACUUCCUCCCUGCUAGCUAGCUUUCAUAAAGCUGAAACAUGGUGUGCAGGCCACUAGAAGAGACAAGCCAUCGGUAGCUCUACCUGGCAACGGGUCUCACAUGCUGAAGGACUGACUUGCCAGGCAACAUGUUCACGGGUGCUAAUGUCCCAUGAAUGUUACGGGAGUAACCAACCACUUUUCUAUUUAAGAUCUAAAGCCUGAUCCAUGGAAGGGAAUCCAUGCCUAGAACUGUAAACUUGGUCAAAAGCCCACAGCUCGGAGGUCACUGGCCUUAAGGGGACCUAUGAUUGUUUUGCUAAGUAGACAUACUAUCCAACAGCCUUCCAAACACUUACCUUUACACUCAGUGAUGAAUCCAGCUCUUGACCCUUAUAAGACAAGCUUUAUUUUUAAAAAUUAAGUGUCUAUGUGUGUAGGUUUGUAUGUGUGAGUGCAGGUCCCCAAAAAGGAUGAUGGGAACUGAACUCUGGUCCCCUGCAAGAGCAGUACGCACUCUUAACCACUGAGCCACUUCUCCAGCUCCAGAGAAUUAUUUGCAGUGAAUAAUGGUUAGUAUUGAGACUCACGACUGGUCAAGAGCAGUGGACAAGUGUUGGUGGCGUACACAGCUAUUAAUGGGACAUCUGUAUCACACAUACCCCAGGGCUCAGGGAAUGCUGUGGAAGAGGGAGCACAAAGAAUUUAAGGGCCAGAGGAUGGGGAACAGUGCUGUGAAAUUCUGUCUUCUCAAAGUGAUGUGUUCAGUUCAUACACUCACAGGAGCUGUGGUUACGCACACAAGAUCAAGGAAAUCAAGCAAGUCAACAUGCCAACAUGGGUACAGGAGAAACCCAUGAGGCCCGGUGCUAGCCGAGGAGCUAGGAUAGUUAACAGCUGUUGACUGGGGAGGAUCCGGUUUUCUUCAGUAUAGACCCACACUCACUCAUGCACAGGCAAGUAACCCUAACACCGCCACAAAAAUAAGGCAUGAAAGUCGGAGGGGGAAGUAUUGUAAGGGGUAGAGCUGAUGGGUUCUGAAGACAAGAGGAGGGAGAUAAACGAGGGGAACAGGUUGUGAAGGUACGUAACUCUAAUCCAUGUAUCCUCAUCAUGGCCGUGUGUGCACGCAUUGUGCAUGUACACAGACUUACAGUGGUUUAACAUACAUAGCACAAAAAAAGCCGUAUGCAAUCAACAGACACUGCGCCUUGAACGUCAGUGUUUUCCUGGGUUAGUGAUGCAGAAUGAAAAUCUCUUGCUAAGCUGGGCAGCAACUGGGAGUAGCAGGCCCCAGUCACCCACUGCACCAAAAGGAAAAUUAACCAGUACCUCACAAUGGACUGAGAAACACUCGUCAAAUGGGAGGUGUGCGACAAGGACGCUGGGCAGUGGGCUAUGACCUCUGCCCAUCCCCACAGUUAACAGGAGGCACACUGGGGUA
This is a messenger RNA of Rattus norvegicus (Norway rat), 4908 nucleotides long. Lineage: Eukaryota; Metazoa; Chordata; Mammalia; Rodentia; Muridae. The record is from RefSeq and is a predicted model, not a curated record.